GCCAUGCGUUCUCCUUCUCCCUCUUCCUUCUCCUGCCCCCUCCCUCCCUUUCCCCCCUUUUUCCCUACACGCCAGCAUUCCCUGCCUGCGAGGGGUCAUUUGCAUACAGAGGGCUGAAAAGCCUGCGCGUUGUCAACAGGCAGGUGAAAAGGCGACUUCGGGUUUUUGAGCGAGCGGGACGGUUGGCGGCGGCACCACACCCAGACCCCAAGUGCUCUCCAAACAAAACACAGCCUCGGGGGCUGAAACAAAGGAGAGGAGAAGCAGCAGCAGCAGCAGCACCUGUGUGGCGGACUUUUCCAGCGGCGCACAACACCGGGAGAGACGGCCACAGAGAGGUUUUCAUCUCCGAGCGAGAGGGAGCGGGACCGAGGACUUACUGAAGAACUCCUCAAAAGGCUACACAUCAACAAAAAGGGAGGAAAGAGGAGGAAAGAAGAAAGGAGGAGAAAAAAGAAGAAGAGAAGGAGGUGGAGGAGACAAUGCAGGCGACGCAGGUGUGGCACACGAAGGUGGUGCCGUCGGAGGACGACGCGGACAGGGGCCGGGACAGGCCGGAGUGCUCCAUCUGCUACAACACCUACGACAACGUCUUCAAGACGCCCAAGAUGCUGGAGUGCGCGCACACCUUCUGCCUGGAGUGCCUGUCCCGCGUGAUGGCGCUCUCCGCGGAGGACGAGACGGGGGAGAUCCCGUGCCCCCUGUGCCGGCACCCGACCUCGGUCCCGCAGAGCGGCACGCCGGCCCUGGCCACCAGCCGGGAGGUGCUGAGCCAGCUGCCGGCCCACCAGCGGCGCGAGGAGCGCGUGUGGCUGGAGGGCAAGAAGCUGUGCUACUCCAGCCCGCCGCACGCCGGCAGCUCCACCACCUGCAUCUGCAUCGACAUCGGCGGCAGCGGCAAGCAGGAGCGGGCCGCCGCGCUGGCCCCGCCCCACCGCGCGGGGCCCCUGGGCCGCCUGGCGGACUGGAAGCGGCUGCUGCUGAUGGCGGUGCUGGCCGCCAUGCUGAUCGGCAUCGUGCUCUGGCCGCUGUACUGCAUCACCGACGGCAACGCCACGUGCUGGGACGGCCGGCCCUCGCCGGGGCUGCAUUCCACCACGGCCCCGCCCACGCCCGUCAAGCUGCCGGUGUGAAAGCCGAGGGGAGGACACAGAAAAACUGCGAAACCCUCACGAGCGCUCACAGCGCCCCCCCCCCCACCCCCCAAUCUCUCCCCACUGCCACAGCCAAACCUGGGCUCUCCACAAGAGGCGUGAGAACAUGAGAAAGAGGAGGGGGGGGGGAGAAAGA
Molecule: messenger RNA, 1290 nt
Organism: Anguilla anguilla (European eel)
Lineage: Eukaryota; Metazoa; Chordata; Actinopteri; Anguilliformes; Anguillidae
Product: RING finger protein 223-like
Exons: 2
Coding region: 483-1133 (216 amino acids)
Biological process (GO): protein ubiquitination
Molecular function (GO): ubiquitin protein ligase activity
Source: RefSeq, a predicted model, not a curated record